UGUCUGUCUGUUGUCUGACUGGAGCUGUGUGUUAUAUGCCCGCUCCGCUGUCAAUACCACACCACUAACCCAAAUAUUAAUGCAAUGCAAUGGGAAUAUAGCGAUCAUGGCUAAGAAUCUAAUUUUGUUAAUUAUUCUCGUCCUGGUUUGCAUAUUCGGAACUUAUGAUGCUUUGUGGUGUAACUGCACCACAGCCCAGUGUGAGAAGACUGGCUCCCGGUGUGAGACAGACGGGGCCUGCAUGGCCUCCACGUCCUUCAUCAAUGGGCUGGAGCAGCACAUCCGUAUCUGCAUCACCCGGGACAAACUGGUGCCCCCGGGCCAGCCCUUCUACUGCCUGAGCGCUGAGGGCCUCCUCUACACACACUGCUGCUACACUAACUACUGCAACAGCCUCGACCUCAAAGUAACCUCUGUGACGUCUCGGCCAGGCCUGGGGGGCGUCUUUGGCCUUGAUGGUAAAUGGGGUCCAGUGGAGCUGGUAGCAGUGGUCGCAGGGCCCGUCUGCCUGCUGUGUGUGCUGCUAAUCAUGGGUGUGUUCCUGUUCCAGUACCACCAGCGGGCCUACAGCCACAGGCAGAGGCUGGAGGUGGAGGAACCCUCCUGUGACCACCUCUACAUGGCCAAGGACAAGACCCUGCAGGACCUCAUCUACGACAUGUCCACCUCUGGAUCAGGCUCCGGCCUCCCUCUGUUUGUCCAGCGAACAGUGGCCAGGACCAUUGUGCUGCAGGAGAUUAUAGGGAAAGGGCGUUUCGGGGAAGUGUGGCGCGGCCGCUGGAGAGGAGGAGACGUGGCAGUGAAGAUCUUUUCGUCCAGAGAGGAACGCUCCUGGUUCCGCGAGGCCGAGAUCUACCAGACCAUCAUGCUGCGCCACGAAAAUAUCCUGGGAUUCAUCGCCGCCGACAACAAAGAUAAUGGCACAUGGACCCAGCUGUGGCUGGUGUCAGACUACCACGAGUACGGCUCUCUGUUUGACUACCUGAACCGCUACUCCAUCACCAUCGAGGGAAUGAUCAAACUGGCACUGUCUGCUGCCAGCGGCCUGGCACACCUGCACAUGGAGAUCCUGGGCACACAGGGUAAGCCUGGUAUUGCCCACCGGGACCUCAAGUCUAAGAACAUCCUGGUGAAGAAAAACAGUACCUGUGCCAUUGCUGACCUGGGGCUGGCCGUGCGCCACGAGUCCACCACCGACACCAUAGACAUCGCCCCCAACCAGAGAGUGGGCACAAAGAGGUACAUGGCCCCUGAGGUUCUGGAUGAGAGCAUCAACAUGAGGCAUUUUGAUUCGUUUAAGUGUGCAGACAUCUACGCUCUGGGCCUGGUGUACUGGGAGAUCGCACGCCGCUGCAACGCUGGAGGUAUCCAUGAGGAGUACCAGCUACCGUACUUUGACCUGGUGCCCUCUGACCCCUCCAUAGAGGAGAUGAGGAAGCUGGUGUGUGACCAGAAGCUACGGCCCAACGUGCCCAACUGGUGGCAGAGCUACGAGACCCUGCGUGUGAUGGGGAAGAUCAUGAGGGAGUGUUGGUAUGCCAACGGAGCUGCCCGCCUCACCUCCCUGCGCAUCAAGAAGACCCUGUCCCAGCUGAGUGUCCAGGAGGACAUCAAAGUCUGAGAGGGCCCUAUCCCAAAGAACUGAGGAGAGCACUGGGGACUCUGUCCUGCACUAAAGAAUACUGAGAGAGAUAGAUAGAGGGACAGGGUCUUUUCAAAGAACUCACAAGCUAACGAAAGAAAAUGUAAACAAACAAAAAAACAUUACAUAACUCUCCUGACAGUUUUUGUUUUUAAAGCCACCACCGCCUGAGUUGUGACAAACCCUACCUCGUCUAUUCAGCCAAAACUACUGACAACCCCUGUCCUUCCCUUGCCCCCAACCUAUCCCACCAUUCUGACCUCCAAACCUGUCCCUGCAGCCCCCCUUCUCCGUUCUGUUCCUACUAAAAUGGCUGACUGCAAUUACUGAUAUUACUACUACUACUACCGAUUAUUUCCAUGUUAAUCUCAAUGGCAGGAUAUACACUGAGUGUACAAAACCAUUAAGAACACCUUCCUAAUAUUGGGGAGGAACACCCCCCCACCUCUUGCCCUCAGAACAGCCUCAAUUCAUGUUGACUCCAAUGCUUCCCACAACUGUGUCAAGUUGGCUGGAUGUCCUUUGGGUGGUUGACCAAUAUUGAUACACACGGGAUAAACCCAGCAGCGUUGCAGUUCAUGACACACUCAAACCGGUGCGCCUGGCACCUACUACCAUACGCUAUUCAAAGGCUAUUCAAAAGCCUUUGUCUUGCCCAUUCACCCUUUGAAUGGCACACAUACAAUCCAUGGCUCAAGGCUUAAAAAUCCUUCUUUAACCUGUUUCCUCCCCUUCAUCUACACUAAUUGAAGUGACAUCAAUAAGGGAUCAUAACUUUCCCCUGGAUUCAGCUGGUCAGUCUCUCAUGGAAAGACAAUGUUUUGUGCACUCAGUGUAUACUGUAUACAACUGUAGUUAGUAAGAGGAUGUGUGUAAUUUAAUUUUAUACAAUAUUUUUUAUUCAAUUCACAAGUACCUAUGUAUUUGUUUGCCUUUAUACUGUAUUGAUGCCAUGUUAAAUCACUGUUGGCAGAGGUCUGUUAUUCAAAUGUUUUAUUUUGUCAGGGAGUGUGUGUGUGUAUAUAUAGGGGGAAGAUGAGGUCCGUCUUUGAAUACUGUAUACUAAUCUCUCCGUUGUACGUACAUACACACUGAGAAGUUGAUUUUAAAAUCCAUAAAGACCAAGUCUUCCUCAUUUAUGUGGGCAUGUUAUGUAUCAUUUAUGGGAGCAGUGGUCUGUGAGUCACAGAGAUCAGGUUACCAGUACAUAGGUUUACAGCAACUAUGUUUCCCAUUACAACAACCAAUGUUGUGUUUUGUAACUCCUAUUGCCUACUUAGGCAGGAAUGGUCGUUACAAACACCUGGCUCUAUGGUUUUUCAUGACGACGGACUGUAUAGCCAUUUUUUUUGGUGUGUGCGCACAUACACACUAAUGGUGGGUAGCUGUUAUGAAUUAUAUUUUAUUUCCUCACAAUAUCUCCAUGUACGUUUCUCCUCAGGUUAUAUUCUCCCGGGCCAAGCUUAACCACACUCUCACCUUAUGGUUAGUGUGGUUAUCUGUAUAGAUUACCCUUUUUGAUUUGAGUUUCCAUUGAUAUUUGAAUAAUGUUUUAGAUUCAUUUGCAACAGUUUAACACUGGUAACUGUUCUUGGAUGGCAGACAACGGGAGGGGCUUAUUUGUGCUGUCAAUCAUCCACUGAUUAACCAAUGGAAUAUCUCCUACUGUAUUGUACACUGUCAUUGAAAGCGCAUACGGAGUCCCUCCAAUUUGAUGUCUCACAUUACUAUAGAGCAGUAUUUGAUUUUGAGUCAAUAUUCCACUCCAUAUUCUUAAAUUCUACUCCACCUAUUUUAUGUCCUUGAUAUGCAAAUUGUAAAUAGUUUGUAUAAUGAUUUAUUUCAUGUCAAAUCAUAUCACCAAAUGUUUUCAGGAAAACUAUGUACUGUUAAAAUUUUUGCUUUUUGUUUUGUUGACCACUAUCUCAAAAAGGUACUGCGGACCUAAAGCCUCUUUCCUUGUGUUCUUAAUCCUGCCAGUUUGCUGUGAGUUCCUAGAAAAGGCUCUGCAGGGCCCAUGUGUGCACUACUAACUCCACAACCGUUCUAGUUCAACACCCCUCACUGUUUUACUGCAGAUUAUACCAGUGAAAGCAGAGGGUGUUUAAUAUGUUCAGUAAGCAUUUUAAUCACAGUUCCUCAUUUAGUGAUAGGUAAAUACCUUUCCCAGAUUUCACAUUUUCAGAAAGCUAAGUAAGAGUGAGGAUUCACCAGACCCUCUGUAAAGGGUGCUUAUUCAGUAUGGCUAUAGCACAUACAGACAGGGGUUGAACCGUUGAAGAAAGAAAUACUACUGAUACUUAUCACUGCUGUUCCACAGGAAAUACUGUAUUUAUUUGAUUUGUGUUAGUUUAUGACCAUGUCACACUCACCUGUAUCUUUUUUUUUUUUAUGUAUAUAUAUAUAUAUAGUUCUUGGGAGAUGUCCAAGAGGACACGGCCUGUGUACAUGUUCUUCCUGAAGUUUAUGGCUGUGAGUGGGAGGCAGGACCUGGGUGUUUGUCUGCAUACUGUUAGGCGGAUGUGUGGUGAGAUUGUCUGUCUUUGGUCAGGGAGUGAUCCUAUGCAAAUGUCAUGGUUGGGAUGUGUCUAUGGCCUUGUUUUGAGCACACACUGUUAUUAAGGGGUGGUAUGAUAUGCUGUUGUAUUGCACUGUGUUAUGAACACCCAGACAUCUGGACAGAAAUCAAGCUUUUAAAACCAUGAACCUUUUCAGGACUUGUUUCCAAUCAUGUAUAUAGCAUAGAGUAAUAAUACAACUGUUUUCCUAA
This is a messenger RNA of Salvelinus fontinalis (brook trout), 4412 nucleotides long. RefSeq names its product activin receptor type-1B-like. Gene Ontology annotation, molecular function: activin binding; activin receptor activity, type I; ATP binding. Gene Ontology annotation, biological process: cellular response to growth factor stimulus; protein phosphorylation; nervous system development. Gene Ontology annotation, cellular component: activin receptor complex; plasma membrane. The record is from RefSeq and is a predicted model, not a curated record. The coding region runs from base 80 to 1621 and encodes 513 amino acids. The transcript is spliced from 9 exons. NCBI's taxonomy places the organism in Eukaryota, Metazoa, Chordata, Actinopteri, Salmoniformes, Salmonidae.